Messenger RNA from Abrus precatorius (Indian licorice), 2751 nucleotides. RefSeq names its product formin-like protein 11. Lineage: Eukaryota; Viridiplantae; Streptophyta; Magnoliopsida; Fabales; Fabaceae. The record is from RefSeq and is a predicted model, not a curated record. The transcript has 4 exons. Gene Ontology annotation, biological process: actin nucleation; actin cytoskeleton organization. Gene Ontology annotation, molecular function: actin filament binding. The coding region runs from base 1 to 2751 and encodes 916 amino acids.
AUGGGCUGUAGUUAUGAGCAUCUUACCAUGAUCUUCAUCAUCACCCUCUUGAUUCUUCUAUCCUCACAAAGAACCCACAUUUUGACCCUUGGUGGUUCUCCAUUCAAUGCAGCUGGAACCUUCCACGUUCAUGGCCUACCAGAGAUGUAUAUCAUGGAGAAGAAUGAACAACAAAAUGAUAACCAGAUUAAGAAAAUCUCAGGACUUGAUGAGAAUGAAGAGAAACAAGCUUUCAUAGUGGAAAAGUUUAGAUCUUUACUUGGACUCGAGAGUUUCCACACAAGGGUACCAUCCAAUGGCCAUGCUGAGUUUCUCUCUCCCUCACCUUCUCCAUCACCCAACAUCGAAGCUGAGGCUCCAACUCCUUCUCCUUCUCCGGUUCCACACGUGCACCCUCAUCUUCAUCAUCCAAUACAUCACCCUCCUAAGAAUCCACCACUCAACCAAACUCAUCAUGAAGAUAGAGGCAGGGCUAAAAGAAUACUAAUAGCUGUUCUUGUAUCCGCGGGAAUUGCCACAUUAAUUGGUGCUUGUGGGUUAAUCUUGGUCUGCAGGAAAUUCACAAACCACACAAAGAAGCCCAAAAGGACAAUGCCACUAUGUAGCAAGAGCAAAGGAAGUGGAGACACUUACCAAAAUUCAUCAAGCAAGGUGAGUUUAAACUCAGGACUAGAUCUGUUUUAUCUUAAUGUUUUAGGUGAGGACAUAGAGCAACACGCUUGCACCUUGAAAAAGACUUGCAAGGAUGGUUCAGAGUAUGACAACUUUAGCAGUUCUUCCACGAAGGAAAUUGUAUCUGUUCAUGAAGAUGUGGAAUCAGCGAAAGGUGAAGCUGAAUCUGGUAAUGGCAACCCUUCUUCUGGGGAUAAAACUAUCCCUGAAGAUUGUCAUUCAUCAGAUGAUGAAAGUUUUCAUUCCGUUGUUGAAGAUUCACAAUCAAAUAUAAGACUUUCCAAUGCUUCAGCUGGUAGCCUUAGUGACACCCUUUCUUUGUCCCCACAAAAUUCAAGUUCCUUAGCAAACCAAUUUCCUUGUACUCCCCAAAACUCAAUCUCAAAUACACAGUCUCAGCAAACACCACAUAGUCCAAAACAAUAUGAGCAAGAAAUUGAGUCGUCUUUCCAAUGUUCAAAAGCCUCUACUUCUUUCCCUCCCCCUCCUCCACCCCUUCCACCCCCACCUCCACCGCCAUUGCAAAUGCCACUUUUUUCUUUGCAUUCUCUCACUUCUUCAUCUAGAGUUUCCUCUCACUCUCCACUCUCUUUAACAUCUAAUAAUUUAUCAUCUCCGGUAAAUUCAGACACUUUCUCAGGCUUAAAUCAAAGUCCAGAGAAAGAGUUGGUUUCCCCAGCUGAACCUUACCCUACAAAAUCUCCUUCCAACAUUCCCCCACCACCAUACCCACCUCCAUUUCUAAAAGGUAAUAACAACAGUGCCAAAACCCCACCUCCUCCACCAUCUCAACUCCCUCAAUUUACCCCACUAGGUAAAGAUGGUGCACCAUUGCCCAAACUCAAACCACUUCACUGGGACAAAGUAAGAGCUGCUCCCAAUCGUACAAUGGUUUGGGAUAAGCUACGAUCAAGCUCAUUCGAGUUGGAUGAGGAAAUGAUCGAGUCACUUUUUGGCUACAAUUUACAAAAUUCAAUUAAGAAUGACGAAACAAGGAGUAAAACCCCGUCUCCAAGCAAGCAUGUGCUUGAGCCAAAACGGCUGCAGAACAUAACAAUACUCUCAAAGGCCCUGAAUGCGACAUCUGAGCAUGUAUGCGAGGCCUUAAUGCAAGGGAAGGGGUUGUCUUUGCAACAACUGGAGGCACUAGUUAAAAUGGUACCCACCAAAGAAGAAGAGUCCAAGCUCUCCAAUUAUAAAGGCGACAUCAAUGAAUUGGGGUCCGCCGAAAGGUUUGUGAGGGCAAUGCUCAACGUUCCAUUUGCGUUUCAACGGGUGGAAGGCAUGCUUUUCAGAGAAACCUUUGAUGAUGAAGUUGUUCACCUCAGAAACUCAUUUUCAAUGCUUGAGGAGGCAUGCAAGGAACUAAAAUCGAGCAGGCUCUUCUUGAAGUUAUUAGAAGCAGUGCUCAAAACAGGGAACCGAAUGAAUGUUGGAACAAUAAGAGGAGGUGCUAGAGCUUUUAAGCUAGAUGCUCUUCUAAAACUUGCAGAUGUUAAGGGAACUGAUGGUAAAACUACGUUGCUUCAUUUUGUUGUUCAAGAGAUUGUUCGUUCAGAAGGAAUAAGAGUUUCAGAUAGCAUUAUGGGAAAAAUAAGCCAGAAAAGUAAGAACAGAACUGAGGAAGAAAAGGAAGAAGAUUACAAAAGGAUGGGAUUAGAACUGGUUUCUGGUCUUAGCACUGAGUUAUACAAUGUGAAAAAGACAGCUACUAUUGACUUGGAUGUUCUUGCAAGCUCUGUGUCAAACCUUUCAGAAGGAAUGGCUAAGCUGCAACAUCUAUUGGACAAGGAGUUGCAUAAGGAUGAAAGAAGCAUCAACUUUGUACACUCUUUGAAGUCAUUCUUGAACUAUGCAGAUGGGAACCUGAGGGAGUUGCAAGGAGAUGAAGAGAGAGUGUUGGCACGUGUGAAAGAGAUUACUGAGUAUUUUCAUGGGGAUGUGAGCAAGGAAGAUGCAAAUCCACUUAGGAUCUUUGUGAUUGUGAGAGAUUUUCUGGGCAUGUUAGAUAAUGUGUGUAAAGAACUUAGAAGGUCUAAAACUCCUCGUAGCCCAAACCCACUUGCUCCUUUCAGAUAG